Messenger RNA from Drosophila sechellia, 929 nucleotides. Its product is annotated as RNA-binding protein pno1. The transcript has a single exon. Gene Ontology annotation, cellular component: nucleus. The coding region runs from base 97 to 819 and encodes 240 amino acids. Gene Ontology annotation, molecular function: RNA binding. Lineage: Eukaryota; Metazoa; Arthropoda; Insecta; Diptera; Drosophilidae. The record is from RefSeq and is a predicted model, not a curated record.
AUUCAAGCACGGUCACACUGAGCACGUGGAGCAGACAAAGCAGCUGGAUUGAGAAAUUAUUGGAAACAACGCAGUAGAAGCACAACAAAUUGCACCAUGGAGGCAGAGAACAUCAGGGCAGACGCAUUCGAGCCGGCGAAGAGGGCCACUAAGCGCGGAGCCAGCGGAGGCGGGCAGCAGGACGUGGAGAUGCAGGUGGACGAGGCGACCGGCAUUGAGGGCCAGGUGCUGGGAUCUGCGCGAGCAUCGGCGCCGCCCAAGGCGAAGCGGGCCAGGAGCGAGCUGCGCAAGGUGUCCGUGCCGCCACACAGGUACGCCUCGCUCAAGACUCACUGGAUGCAGAUCUUUACGCCCGUGGUGGAGCACAUGAAGUUGCAAAUCCGCUUCAACAUGAAGGCGCGCCAGGUGGAGCUGCGUGUGGGCCCCGAGACGCCGGACAUAGCCAACCUGCAGCGCGGCGCCGACUUCGUGCGCGCCUUCCUCUGCGGCUUCGAAGUGGACGACGCCCUGGCUCUGCUGCGUCUGGAGGAUCUGUUCGUCGAGUCGUUCGAAAUCAAGGACGUGAAGACGCUGCGCGGCGACCAUCAGUCGCGCGCCAUCGGCCGCCUCGCCGGCAAGGGUGGCCGCACCAAGUUCACCAUCGAGAACGUGACCAAGACCCGCAUCGUGCUAGCCGACAGCAAGAUCCACAUCCUGGGCAGCUACCAGAACAUUCAGCUGGCGCGCCGAGCCGUCUGCAACCUGAUCCUCGGCUCGCCGCCCAGCAAGGUGUACAGCAACCUGCGGUCAGUCGCCUCGCGCCUCUCGGAGCGCAUGUGAUUGGGAGAGCGGACAGGAGUGGACUGGACUGGACUGGAGUGGAGUUUGAGAGGGAGUAGUUGCGGUUUUUUUUUAGCAUUAGCAAUAAAUAAUAAAUAUAAUAACAUGUA